This is a messenger RNA of Funneliformis geosporum, 178 nucleotides long. Lineage: Eukaryota; Fungi; Glomeromycota; Glomeromycetes; Glomerales; Glomeraceae. The record is from the annotation of a GenBank genome assembly.
AUGUAUGAAAAUUGUGAAAUCGUAGAAAUCGUACCUUCUCAAAAAGGAAAUAAUAAAAUAAAAGUUCAUGGCUUUUUAAUGACAAAAGAGCGAACUUUGAAAAAUACCUAUUAUUGGUGUUGUGAAAAAAAAAAGUCAGAGAAAUGCAAAGAUCGUGCAAUAACAAUUCUUAAUGAUG